UUCUCACCUACAAACAUCAAUCGCAUACUGUUUUGUAACAAAGCUUCUCGAAAUGAACAUUCAUCAGGAUUGACUCGAUGAAAGUAACAACAAGUGCCUAAAACUAUUAAAUAAAUUAAUUAAUAUAAUAAACAUUUUUUAAAUCUAUAAAAAUUAUAUGAAUAUAAAAUAUUUCAAUUCAUACAUACGCGAUAAAUAGGUUACAGCUCGAAUGGGUCGAUUUUUACAUUCAUUAAAAAUAUCUACAGCAACAUCUUUAUAGUCAAGCUGUAUCAUUUAAUAAUGAUAGAAUCUCUUUUUUUGAAAAAUGACAUCUCCAAAAGAUAUAAACAAUCAUAACUCAGAUCAUGCAAUUGCUGGUGCUAUUAGCGGAUUCAGUACAAGACUGAUUUGUCAGCCACUUGAUGUUAUUAAAAUUCGAUUUCAGUUACAAGUAGAGCCAAUAUCUCAUAGGUAUCUUGGUAAAUAUAAAUCCUUUCUCCAUGCUACAUCCACGAUUAUUAAAGAAGAAGGUGUUCUAGCUCUUUGGAAAGGACAUGUACCCGCCCAAUUAUUGUCUAUUAGUUAUGGUAUGAUUCAGUUUUACAGUUACAAAAAAAUAGUUUAUCUGAUAAAUGAUGUACCAAAUUCCAACAAUUGGCAACACUCAACGCAUUUUAUUGCUGGAGCAAUUGCUGGUACUUUUGCAACUGCUGCAUCUUUCCCAUUUGAUACCGCAAGAACGAGAUUAGUUGCACAGUCAUCUCGUUAUCAGGUUUAUUCAGGAAUAUUCUCUUGCUAUGAAUCAAUCCUUAAAACAGAAUCUGUAAGGGCAUUAUUUCGUGGUUUGUUACCUACAUUAGUGCAAAUAAUUCCGUAUACUGGUACACAAUUCUUAUUGUACAACUUAUUCACUAAUAUCUAUAAAAAAAUGACAGAUGAAUCAGAAAUAAGUGUAACGAAUUCCAUGUUAUCUGGAAGUGCUUCUGGUCUUGUUGCAAAAACAGUGGUUUAUCCAUUAGAUUUAGCUCGGAAACGCUUACAAAUUCAAGGAUUUGAACAUGGAAGACAAGGGUUUGGUAAAUUUUUUACUUGUAAUGGAUUUGUUGAUUGUGUAUUACGUACAAUAGAACAAGAAAGAUUUUUAGGUUUAUUUAAAGGACUCAUUCCUAGUCAAACUAAAGCGACUGUAACUAGUGCAUUAUAUUUUACAUUUUAUGAACAAGCUUGUAUACUUUUACGAUAUUUAAGAUCAUAAAUAAUAAUGGAAUGUAUUUUGAAUAAAUAUUACAUAACGCAA
Molecule: messenger RNA, 1279 nt
Organism: Chelonus insularis
Lineage: Eukaryota; Metazoa; Arthropoda; Insecta; Hymenoptera; Braconidae
Product: mitochondrial thiamine pyrophosphate carrier-like
Exons: 5
Coding region: 308-1237 (309 amino acids)
Biological process (GO): transmembrane transport
Molecular function (GO): transmembrane transporter activity
Source: RefSeq, a predicted model, not a curated record